GCCUCCGGCCAAUCUCGCACCUGUCCUUUCACCUCAACGCUCUCAGGCUUGCUUCCGCUCGCAGCUUGUUACGCAUACAAAACCCACUUCUCGAAAGCAGAAAAACCGUCUCCAGAUUUCGCUACAUGUCGGCAUCAUCAUUGGAGGGUGCCCUUGACCCACCCGCGAAGAAACUCAAGCUGGAGGAAGAAGGCCGCAAGGUCAUAGGCACGCACAACGGAACUUUUCACUGCGAUGAGGCCCUUGCGGUGUUUCUACUCAAGCGGACAGAGGCCUACGGAAAUGCAGACCUGACCCGUACCCGGGACCCUGCUGUCUUGGACACCUGUUCCAUCGUUGUAGAUGUUGGCGGUGUCUACGACGAAGCGAAGCAGCGCUUCGACCACCAUCAGCGCGGAUUCGAGGAGGUCUUCGGGCAUGGCUUCACCACCAAGCUCUCAUCCGCUGGUUUGGUGUACAAGCACUUCGGAAAGGAGAUCAUCGCUAACAGGCUACGCUCCUCCCUGGAUGAUGCGAAGGUCGAGACGCUCUGGCUCAAGUUGUACAAGGAGUACAUAGAAGGUAUUGACGGGAUCGACAACGGCGUCUCGCAGUACCCUACCGACAUCAAGCCGAAGUACCGCGUCAGAACAGACGUUUCGAGCCGCGUUGGCUUCCUCAACCCAGCCUGGAACGAGCCCUUUGACUCGACGACUGUCGAUGCGAAAUUCCUGCAGGCAUCAUCGCUAGUCGGCGAGGAGUUCCUGUCGCGCCUCGACUAUUAUGGAAACGCCUGGCUUCCGGCUAGAAACCUCGUUGCAGAGGCACUCGGGCGGAGGCAGGAGGCGGAUCCCUCUGGCAAAAUUAUUCUUUUCGAGCAGUUCCUCCCGUGGAAGGAACACCUAUUCGAUCUAGAGGCCAAUCUUGCGAUAUCAGAGUCAUCGCAGCCGAUCUACGUGCUGUAUCCCGAUGAGACAGCCGGUAAUUGGCGAGUCCAAGCAGUCCCUGCUGCAUCCGACAGCUUCCAGAGCCGCAAGGCACUGCCGGAGGUGUGGAGGGGACUCCGAGACGAUAUCUUGUCAGAGAAGUCCGGCAUCCAAGGCUGCAUUUUCGUGCACGCUAGCGGAUUCAUUGGGGGGAAUAAGACGAAGGAGGGUGCUCUCGAGAUGGCGAAGCAGGCAUUGAGCAUGUAGGUGAGGUCCUGGACAUGUAAGAACAAAUCUACAAUAUGUUGUAUAGUACAACAUUGUGCAUAAUUUGCACGAUCAAAAUAAUGAUCAGUAACCGGGU
Messenger RNA from Postia placenta MAD-698-R-SB12, 1269 nucleotides. RefSeq lists its product as hypothetical. The transcript has 7 exons. The coding region runs from base 126 to 1172 and encodes 348 amino acids. Gene Ontology annotation, cellular component: nucleus; cytoplasm. The record is from RefSeq and is a predicted model, not a curated record. Lineage: Eukaryota; Fungi; Basidiomycota; Agaricomycetes; Polyporales; Adustoporiaceae.